AUGGCUGCGGUUGGAAUUCCAAAGAACAUUGCCUCGCUCAGCAUUCCUGAGACCGGAACUGUUCGUCUUUUCGGCAAGUGGGACGCUCAGGAUGUCGAGGUCAAGGACAUUUCCCUGACGGACUACAUCUCGCUUCGUAACGCCGUCUACACCCCUCACACGGCCGGUCGCUACGCCACUAAGCAGUUCCGCAAGGCUCAGAUGCCCAUCGUUGAGCGCCUUGUGAAUGCCCUCAUGUUCCACGGCCGUAACAACGGCAAGAAGCUCAUGGCUGUUCGCAUUGUGGCGCACGCCUUUGAAAUCAUUCACCUCCUUACCGAUGCCAACCCCAUCCAGAUCCUUGUGGACGCCAUUAUCAACACCGGCCCCCGUGAGGACUCGACUCGUAUUGGUUCGCAGGGCACGGUCCGUCGUCAAGCCGUCGAUGUGUCGCCUCUGCGUCGUGUGAACCAGUCGAUCUCGCUCAUCACGACCGGUACGCGUGAGUCGGCUUUCCGCAACGUAAAGAGCAUUGCCGAGUGCCUCGCUGACGAACUCAUCAACGCUGCUAAGGGCUCAUCGAACUCGUUCGCGAUCAAGAAGAAGGAUGAGCUCGAGCGCGUCGCCAAGUCUAACCGUUAA
Messenger RNA from Malassezia restricta, 621 nucleotides. RefSeq names its product small subunit ribosomal protein S5e. NCBI's taxonomy places the organism in Eukaryota, Fungi, Basidiomycota, Malasseziomycetes, Malasseziales, Malasseziaceae. Gene Ontology annotation, biological process: ribosomal small subunit assembly; translation. The record is from RefSeq and is a predicted model, not a curated record. Gene Ontology annotation, molecular function: mRNA binding; rRNA binding; structural constituent of ribosome. Gene Ontology annotation, cellular component: ribosome; cytosolic small ribosomal subunit. The coding region runs from base 1 to 621 and encodes 206 amino acids. The transcript is spliced from 3 exons.